CAUCUUCAAGUCUUUACGUCCAGCUUUCUCUUGUACGAUCCAUCUGGACGACUUCCUCGCGCCACCUCAUCAACAUCCACCUCUCACUGCAAGCAGUUCUCUCUCUCAAACACACAUCGAUUUACAGAACUGUCUGCUUCUUUCUUCAUUGGACUUGAUCUUUCUCCUCUGCACAGGAUUGUCGCCUACCGUGGUUCGCAAGUCGCCUCUACGGACCUUCCAUUGGAAACUGGACAUACGUUACAGGUUAUCGCCAACACCCUCUCCAAGUUUUGGUCUCCACAGGUUUUUCUCUCCUUCCAGGACCUUAGGAUCUAUCUCUCUAUAUGGUUCCAUCCCCUUGGAUCUGAUUUCCUUUUUCUUCUGUUGAGUUUGGUCUUGUCCGAACCGACCCGUUCACGACCCACAGGGAAAAGGAAACCAUUUCGGACCUCCGACCCGUCAACAUGAGCUAUGCACAACCUACCUACUUUCAAGCAUACACUCCCCCCCAAACUCCGGCCCCUUACUACCAGCCGCCCCAGGUAGCUGCCGCUCCGCUGCAGCCAGGACCAUAUCAACAGCAACCUUUGACACCUCCUGCAUCACCACCACCACCAACAACAACAACAACACGUUUUAGGCCUGCCGUUCCUGAGGACAGACUGGGUUGUGUCGUGGGUGGAAGGUUCCGUCUGGAAGAGGUUCUCGGAAGUGGUGCCUAUGGUGUCGUCUACACAGCUACUGAUGUUAUCACAAAUACUCAGUAUGCUGUGAAGACGCUUCCCAACUUCAACCCCGAUGGCUCCCCCUUGGACCAGCGACAGAUUGCCUUUAAGACCAGGGAAAUUCGCCUACACUGGAUGGCCUCUUCCCACCCCAACGUCGUCUCCAUGUUGAAGAUCAUCGACGACUAUGAUUGCACCUACGUCAUUCUGGAGUACUGUCCUGAGGGCGACCUGUUCUACAACAUCACGGACUGUGAACGCUACAUUGGCGACGAUGUCCUGGCCAAGCGGGUUUUCCUUCAACUCCUGGAUGCUGUAGACCAUUGCCAUAACCUUGAGAUUUACCACCGGGACCUGAAACCUGAGAAUAUCCUCGUGACGGACCAGGGAAACACAGUUAAGCUUGCAGACUUCGGGCUUGCAACGUCUUCAAGAGUAUCUGAAGAUUACGGUUGUGGUUCGACAUUUUACAUGUCGCCAGAAUGCCUAGAUCUCUCAGGCCAAAGGGAUUCAUACUACUGCGCCCCCAAUGAUGUAUGGAGCCUUGGAGUUAUCCUGGUGAACCUCACUUGCGGAAGGAACCCGUGGAAGCAAGCCUCGUCCGAGGAUUCGACCUACCGGGAGUACACACGCAAUCCAGAGUUUCUAAAGACCAUCCUCCCAGUAUCUGAUGAGCUGAACGACAUCUUGGGUACUAUCUUUACCCGCGAUCCGGCCAAGAGGACCACGCUGCCCAUCCUGCGACAAGCCAUCCUGAGUUGCUCCCAAUUCACCAGGCCACCACCAUCUCUGUCAUCUCAUCAACAACCCUCGGCGCAGUUUGUUCCUCAGGACGCCAUCCGGGAGGAUGCUGUAUGCGAAAUGGAGGACUUCCCUGCCUCUCCUGCUUCCGAUUCUUCCUCUGAUGCGUCCUCUGAUUCUGCCUCGGAUGUGUACUCGGACUCGUCAUCUGAUGCGUCCGAAGAUGAUGUCGGUAGCACUUGGGAUCUGUCAGCACGCCCCUCCCAACAGUCGAGCUUGGAUGGCAUGGACUACGAUGACCGGGCUGUAUGCAAUAACAGCCCUGCCAUCCCGCCCCAGCCUGUGCCAUCUCAACCAUCCGGCCCACUUGAUCACCUCCAGCAUUUCCCACAACCGGUUCCUGUUCAACAACAUUGGCCAGUUCCUCAACCCAUAGGUCCCAUCACACUAGGCCACUGCGCACCACCACCGGUGGUUGGGUUGCCACAGCAGAUCUGGGGUAUGGUGGGAGGCAUGAUGAGGCCGUUCCUCCAGGCAUCCCACUCCACAGCCAUCCAUUACCAGGUGUCUUUGCACUCUCAAGUCUCCAUACCGGUUCCUGGUCUAGGUUUCUAGGUGCCAAAACUACUUCACUUCGCCUUGUAUCAGUGUUUUGCUCGACUGGUACAGAAGAGUUGCCUCGUUGCAGCGGUAUACAUAUACCAUAACGGAUUUAAUUUUUUCUUGGUCGACUGAGGAAGUAUUUGAACAAAAUGAUAUAAAAAGGCGUGGCUUGGGGGAAUCGAGUGUACAAAGCUUUCAUUCUCUGUUUUGGGUCGGCUCAAGAAUUCAUUUUGGGGUUUUUUCCUUUUUUUUUUCUUUCAAUCUUGUUCAGCAUGGAGUUUCAGGAUCUCUCGUCGGGAGGAGUUAGGAAAGGUCGGUUAAGGGAGUCUGCCGGCACAGGAACCAUCACCAACAGAACUGGAGGCCAUUUGAACUACGAAUUUGUUCCGGCGCAAAGGAUAUGACCAGGAUUCAGUCAGCUAUUAUGGACCGCGGGACUGGAGGCUGUCCCCCGCUUCCACCCCUCAUGGAGGUACAUUUUGAUCCCAAAACUUGGCCGAGUUUUCAAAAAAAAAAAAAAAAAAAAAAAAAAAAAAAACCGAUCGAUGCAAUUUCCAAGGGAGGACAAUAGAGAAAGGGCUUAUGGUGUGUCAAGGACAAAGACAGCUUUGUGCCUGGAUUUUUUUUGGGGAGAUACCACUUUCGUUUUGCGCACAGCCGAGAGCUGCAUUUGGGAAUUUGGGUGUGCAGGACAAAACCUUUCAAGAAUUGAUGAGCUAUGGAAUUUCGAUGACGGGAUUAGACAUACACCGGUUAAUUGGAAACUGGCAAGGCUGCUCACGCAGAUUACCUAUCGAAUAUACGUUUCACCGAACAUACCCUCAAAUGCCCCAGUAAAUGUGGCUUUGAUGAUAUACAUUGAGAAAGUUGGAAGGCUCGAGGACCUGAACCUUGAGGUAGAAAAAGAAAAAAUACAUAAUACACCU
Cryphonectria parasitica EP155 is the source of this 2977-nucleotide messenger RNA. RefSeq lists its product as uncharacterized. NCBI's taxonomy places the organism in Eukaryota, Fungi, Ascomycota, Sordariomycetes, Diaporthales, Cryphonectriaceae. The record is from RefSeq and is a predicted model, not a curated record. The transcript is spliced from 2 exons. Gene Ontology annotation, cellular component: cytoplasm. Gene Ontology annotation, molecular function: ATP binding; protein serine/threonine kinase activity. The coding region runs from base 447 to 2063 and encodes 538 amino acids. Gene Ontology annotation, biological process: intracellular signal transduction; protein phosphorylation.